This is a messenger RNA of Tetrahymena thermophila SB210, 309 nucleotides long. RefSeq names its product transmembrane protein, putative. The transcript has 3 exons. The record is from RefSeq and is a predicted model, not a curated record. Lineage: Eukaryota; Ciliophora; Oligohymenophorea; Hymenostomatida; Tetrahymenidae.
AUGUAUAAAAAGCAAACAAAAAAGCAAAAUUUUAUUUUUUACUUCCAUUUGUUAAGGUUCUUUUUAUUUUUUAUCAUUAUAUUUUAAUUUUUUAUUGUAAUCAAAUUGGAAAUGAAGGUAUUUCAUGCUUAGGUUCUGCUUUAUCAUAAUGUGUUAAACUAUCUACUUUUAUACUCAACCUAAAGUAUAAUCAUAUUGGUGAUAGAAUAGAAUAGAAAUACUCGCACAUAUAAAUGCACUCAGAAUACAACUUAAAAUUAAUUUUUAAUAUGUAUAUUUAUAUAUAUUUUUUGUUUUUUAUUUAUUUGA